This is a messenger RNA of Malassezia pachydermatis, 2169 nucleotides long. Its product is annotated as irf-2-binding protein celtix-1. The transcript is spliced from 2 exons. The record is from RefSeq and is a predicted model, not a curated record. The coding region runs from base 1 to 2169 and encodes 722 amino acids. Gene Ontology annotation, molecular function: protein binding. Lineage: Eukaryota; Fungi; Basidiomycota; Malasseziomycetes; Malasseziales; Malasseziaceae.
AUGGCGCUGCGGGGAGAUGCGUCGCCAGCCUCCGCUGCGAGUGCGGAGUCGGAGGAUGAGCACUCGAGUGCCUCAUGGGCUGAAGAGGCGUCGUCCAGCGAUGAUAACCGCACGACGCCUAUGCCUACGAUGCGAAUCAAAUUGAAGCGCAGUCGCUCACGCAAACCAGAAGGCGAUACCACGGCCGGUGAGAGCCCCGCGGCAUCGCCAGCGCCGCCAAGCACGACGACGCCCAGUGCUAGUGUGAGUGUACUACCUUCUCCCACAGUGCCCAUGCCCCGCGCACGACCGCUCAAGCAGCUGCGUGCGAAACCAUUGAAAGUCGCCUUGGAAUCCUUGGUCGUCGGCCUUAAAAAACGCGAUCCGUACCUGUUCUUUCAUGAGCCGGUGAAUGCUGAUGAAGUGCCGGGCUACCGCGACGUGAUUACGCAUCCCAUGGAUCUCGGAACGAUGGAGCAGCGGGUUCACGAAGGGUACUAUACCUCAAUGGAAGCGUUUCAGCACGAUUUCAUGCUGGUCACACAGAAUGCCCAGCUAUUCAACCCGCCAUCUUCCAUUUACCAUACGGCUGCACGGCGUCUAGAGACCUGGGGCCUGCGUGCCAUUGCGCGUGAAGCGAUGAGUGUCGUCGCCGACGAUGCGGCGAUGAGUGCGACGGAAGGCGGUGACGACGAUACCAGUGAAGCACGUCGACGAGGUCGUCGCAAACGAACAGCGCAUGAACGUGCGAUGAUUGAGGCAGAGCCGCAUGCCGAGCAUUUGAGCCGGCGCAUGAUGCGUGUAGGCAGUGCGCGUUCCACAACAUGGUCGUUGAAGGAUGUGCACACCGACGACCCGGCCGAGCUGCUUUUCCGACGUACGCUGGCGUAUGCGGGUGUAGGCAAGCAUCAGCUUACAGGGCGAAGUGCGUGUAGUGUACGCGCUCAUGCCAAACCCAAACCACGACUUGCGCCGCCGCUAUCGAUGGCGAGCAGUGCGCCGUCCAGCAACAGCAAUGCGUCGGACGAGCCUGUGCCGUUUGUGUACCGUGAAGACGGCGCUUUGGACGCGGCUGAGCUUGCAGAUGUGCGUGAGUACGUCGCGCUUCAGACAUUGUCUAUGCCCGCCUAUGAAUCGCUGCAACACUUGCCGAUGAUGCUAUCCACAACGCCGACCGCGCCGGGCCAAGCACCUGGCGAGCCGAGUUUGACGUUUCCCCCUACGCAAACCGGCCGACCUGAUGCACUGUACGCGGCGACGGCGUCUAUGCCAUGGCACGCAGCUGAGAAUGCCAGUCAUACCUUUGAAGGCACGACCAUCCCUGACGACCAACGUGCCUUGCCUUUUGCAAUUGCUUCGCAUGCGGCACCAGGCGGUCUGGGUGCCAAAGUCAGUGCAGCCGCACGGCCUGUAUGGCCAGCGAUGCCGCCGCCGGCAAUCCAAGAGUCGGGAUUGCGUCUGAAUCGCCGAGAGCGUGAGUUGGAGCAGGAGCGCGACGAGCAGAAUUGGACUUUUUACCGACCCCACAUGACGCGAUUGAUGGCGCUGCAGGAUCUCGGUGCGUAUGCCAGUUUGCCUGCCUGGGCCGCGACGCAGGCAGGCGAUGAGCAUGUGCUUCAGCCCUAUGCGUCAGUGGCUGGGGACCGAUUGACGCAGGCGGUACGUGAUCACUUGCGUGCGAUGCCGUACCGCGCACUUGGCCUGCCACGCACCGCGCAGUAUGUGCCACGGGCCUCGCUGCAGCAACUGCCUAUCGCUCUGCAAAUCUCCAUGCAAGGCGCGCAAGAGACGGAACGGCUUAUCGAUGUGGUUUAUGGUAGUGUCGAUGGCUUAGCGUAUGCACGCAGUCUCGCCGAGUUUGUGCAUGGCGCCGCAGCAGAUGUCUCGAUGGACCAGGAUGCGUCCAUGGCCGCAGCCCAGGUCGAACAGGCACUAUCGCAGCAUGUCACAGAACACAUCUUAUCGCCGAUGACAGGCGGGCUGUGGGACGUGCUGGCCAAGGUCAGCGCGACACUCACGCCAAUGACGGCGAGGCCAGGGCACCUGACAGAACUACUGGACGACAAAGACGGCGCCGUAUCGUCGGCCUUGUGGCCAAUGCGUACCGUGAAAAAAGAAGCGGACGAGGACGAGGAGGGCAAGCCUCCUCAGCUGGAUCGCGUGCUAGAGUCGGUGCUCGAUACGAUGUAG